Molecule: messenger RNA, 1211 nt
Organism: Pollicipes pollicipes
Lineage: Eukaryota; Metazoa; Arthropoda; Thecostraca; Pollicipedomorpha; Pollicipedidae
Product: 3-hydroxybutyrate dehydrogenase type 2
Exons: 2
Coding region: 76-816 (246 amino acids)
Molecular function (GO): oxidoreductase activity
Source: RefSeq, a predicted model, not a curated record
CGCACCCGCCGCCACCGGCUAUCGCAGAGACCAAGCCACCCGCGUCUGCCGUGCCGCACUCCCCACGUCGUCACCAUGGGCCGCCUGGACGGCAAGACCGUGCUGAUCACGGCGGCGGCGCAGGGCAUCGGCCGCCGCUCGGCGCAGCUCUGCGCGCAGGAGGGCGCCACCGUCAUCGCCACCGACGUGAACGAGCCGGCGCUGCAGCUGCUGGCGGCCGAGACGCCGGCCGUUCAGGUGCGUCGCCUGGACGUGCUGGACAAGCAGCAGGUGGAGGCGCUGGCUGCCGAGCUGGCCGACACCGUCGACGUACUCUUCAACUGCGCCGGCUGGGUGGCCGAGGGUGACGCGGCCGCGACCAGCGACGACGACUGGCAGCGCACCUUCGACCUCAACGUGCGUGCCAUGUUCUGGAUGUGCCGCGCCUUCCUGCCGGCGAUGCGGCGUCGACGCGCUGGCAGCAUCAUCAACAUGUCGUCUGUGGCCGGGAUGAAGGGCGUGGCGCGCCGCCUCGCCUACGGCGCCAGCAAGGCGGCCGUGGUGGGGCUGACCCGCUGCAUCGCCGCCGACCACGUGACCGAGGGCGUCCGCUGCAACUGCAUCUGCCCGGGCACGGUCGACUCGCCGAGCUGGCGCGGCCGCGUGGCGGCCAGCGGCGACCCGGAGGCGGCGCACGCAGCGUUCGUGGCGCGUCAGCCGAUGGGCCGCGUCGGCACGACGGACGAGAUCGGCUGGCUGGUUGUGUACCUGGCCUCCGACGAGAGCGCCUUCACCACCGGCGCCGCCAUGGUAGUCGACGGCGGGUGGAGCAUGUGAACGUCGGGUGGGCGGCGGCGCGGCAGUCCAGUCACAAGGGUGCUGUGCUCGAACCAGGAAUGUACCCAGCCUGGUGACCCUGUGCUUGAAUCAGGCAGCCCAGUGUUUGGGCUGGGGACUGUGCUCAGAUCAGGAAGCUCUGUAACCUGGAUCAGAUAGCUUUGUGUCUGGCACAGGCAUUUGUGAGCCUGUGGAGAUGCAGUGCUCUAGACACAUUUAAAAUGUCUGCAGUUAUGCCUUCAGGCAGCCAAUGAUAUCCUGCCAGGGAAGGGAUGACUGUAGCUGGGGUAGGGAGUUUCCAUGGCAACCACAUAUUGAACCAUGGUGUGCAUAUGAUCACUAGCCAGUGACCAUUGUCUACAAGAAUGAGAAAUGAGUCUGAAGAGGUGACUGUU